This is a messenger RNA of Xiphias gladius (swordfish), 1388 nucleotides long. RefSeq names its product NAD(P)H dehydrogenase, quinone 1 (gene nqo1). The transcript is spliced from 6 exons. Gene Ontology annotation, cellular component: cytosol. NCBI's taxonomy places the organism in Eukaryota, Metazoa, Chordata, Actinopteri, Istiophoriformes, Xiphiidae. Bases 443 to 1297 code for a protein of 284 amino acids. The record is from RefSeq and is a predicted model, not a curated record. Gene Ontology annotation, molecular function: NAD(P)H dehydrogenase (quinone) activity.
GGGUGGGGGUGGCGACAGGCGACAUGAAACACGGGGACCUGACUUCGCUCAACCGACGCCUCCCUCCGCUUUUCCCCUAACGAGGUGAAAUUAAGUCGGAUUAAAGCGUUUAUCAGGCCACAUGACCCCGGAUAAUCCCAUGAAAGUGACCCAAACAUUCUUUUCCAGGCCACAUGAAACCAAUCUUAUUCGAUCCCACAGCCCGACUCACACACACACACACACACACACACACACACUCCUCCCUUUCAAAAGCCUGGCCUAAACCGGUCCUGCGGUUUGCCCCCCCCCGCCCGAGUGUGUGGCUGUGACUUUCGGUCGCAUUUGCUCCAUCUGAUAUCAGAUCUAAACAUGAUUCUCACGCAAAGAAGGAAGCCACAGGGUCUAUAAGAGCCGCCGGGAACCAGGUCCAAGGUGCAGACGGAUCCGGCAGACACGCAGCAUGGCUCAGAAGACGGCUCUGAUCGUGUACGCCCACCAGAGCCCGGGCUCCUUCAACGCGGCGGUCCGCGACGUGGCAGUUCGGGAGCUGACGGAGCAGGGAUACCGGGUCGUCGUGUCCGACCUGUACGCCAUGAACUUCCGGGCCAGCGCCACACAGGACGACAUCAUCGGUGAUCUGAAGAACCCGGAGCUUUUCCAGUACGGAGAGGAGACCAUGCACGCCUGGAUGGACGGCCGCCUCAGUGACGACAUCGUGGCCGAGCAGCGCAAAGUGGAGGAGGCCGAGCUCGUCAUCUUCCAGUUCCCUCUGUACUGGUUCAGUGUGCCGGCCAUCAUGAAGGGCUGGAUGGACAGGGUGCUGACGCAAGGCUUCGCUUUCUCCCUGGAGAAGAUGUACAAUAACGGGAUUUUCAAGGAUAAGAAAGCGAUGUUGUCCUUGACGACCGGAGCGACGCAGACUAUGUUCCAGCCUGAUGGAAUCAACGGAGACAUCAACAUCACACUGUGGCCUCUACAGAAUGGCACUCUGCACUUCUGCGGGUUUCAGGUCCUUGCUCCUCAGAUAUUCUGGAGUCCGGCUCACUGCCCCCCCGCGGCGCGAGCGGCAAUGCUAGAAGGGUGGGGGGCCCGGCUAAAAGGACUGCCGGCGGAAAAGCCUUUGACGUUUGCCCCCUGUGAGCUGUUCGACCUCAGCUUUCAGGGGGGGUUCUUGCUCUGGCCCGGAGUGAGGGAGGAGCGAGAGUCGCGGCCCUACGGCAUCACCACGGGACACCACCUGGGAAAGCCGCUGCCGCCUGACAACCAGACCAAAGCUCAGCCCGCAGAUGAAAAUAAACCGGACUGCAGGAACUAGGACCGUCUGUGUCUUUAAACCCAUCUGUAUUUGUUAGAAGAUCAUUUUAAUAGCAGAGUAUGUGAUUUUAUAAAUGCUUUAUGUUUGCUGA